Molecule: messenger RNA, 3110 nt
Organism: Coregonus clupeaformis (lake whitefish)
Lineage: Eukaryota; Metazoa; Chordata; Actinopteri; Salmoniformes; Salmonidae
Product: sodium-dependent neutral amino acid transporter B(0)AT2
Exons: 12
Coding region: 326-2542 (738 amino acids)
Biological process (GO): sodium ion transmembrane transport; L-leucine transport
Cellular component (GO): plasma membrane
Molecular function (GO): proline:sodium symporter activity
Source: RefSeq, a predicted model, not a curated record
CGCGACAGCAGCGAUACAGCACCAUAUACGCAAUAGGCUACAAGUGAUGAUGUCUGCCCCGUGCAUGUGCUUCUGUCACAAUUUCAUUCCUUGAUACGCAUCAUUCCGAAAAGGACCAAAAUCCCCAUCUUACAGAAGACGACUAAAGCAUUUGGUGAUAAUGAAGAAAUAAACAACCCUUUCUCAACCCUCCAUCACACACCUCCAAGACAGACUCUUUAUCCGGCAGUCCACCUUUAAGCCCUCAGAACUACCAGAACUGAACUGCCCUCUCCCGCUACCAGCCCAAAGACAUUCUGCCCCACGCCCUUGUCUGCUUUAUCAAAUGCCCAAAAACAGCAAGGCCGUCAAGAGAGAGCUUGACGACGAUGUCACAGAGUCUGUCAGAGACCUGCUAUCCAACGAGGACACAUGUGAUGAUUCCUUCAAGAAGAGCUCGCUGAUCGCUGGUGGCGGCGGAGGUGAUGGGGAAGGGGAGGAGCUUAACCUUAACGGAGAUGUGGACGUGGAGGACGGAGGCUCGGACGCAGAGGAUGAUGCAGCGAGACCAGCCUGGAACAGCAAGCUGCAAUACAUCCUAGCCCAGGUGGGCUUCUCUGUAGGCCUGGGCAAUGUCUGGAGAUUCCCCUACCUGUGUCAGAAGAACGGAGGGGGGGCGUACCUGGUUCCCUACCUCAUUCUGCUGAUUGUGAUUGGCAUCCCCCUAUUCUUCCUGGAGCUGUCGGUGGGGCAGCGGAUCCGCAGGGGCAGCAUCGGGGUGUGGAACUACAUCAGCCCUCGCCUGGGGGGCAUCGGUUUCGCCAGCUGUGUGGUGUGUUUCUUUGUGGCCCUCUACUACAAUGUGAUCAUCGGGUGGAGUCUAUUCUAUUUCUCCCAGUCCUUCCAGCAGCCUCUGCCAUGGCACGAGUGUCCCCUGGUCAAGAACAAAAGCACUACGUACGUGGUGCCUGAGUGUGAGAAGAGCUCGGCCACCACCUACUACUGGUACCGUGAGGCUCUGAACAUCUCGGAUUCCAUCUCUGAGAGCGGAGGCCUCAACUGGAGGAUGACCAUCUGUCUGCUGGCCGCCUGGUCCAUGGUCUGCCUCGCCAUGAUCAAGGGCAUCCAGUCCUCUGGGAAGGUGAUGUACUUCAGCUCGUUGUUCCCUUACGUGGUGCUGAUCUGUUUCCUGGUCCGGGCUCUGCUCCUGAAAGGCUCUGUGGACGGGAUCCGACACAUGUUUACCCCUAAGUUGGAGAUCAUGCUGGAGGCCAAGGUGUGGCGUGAGGCGGCCACACAGGUCUUCUUCGCCCUGGGCCUGGGCUUCGGAGGCGUCAUAGCCUUCUCCAGCUACAACAAGCGGGACAACAACUGCCACUUCGACGCGGUGCUGGUCUCCUUCAUCAACUUCUUCACUUCUGUGCUGGCCACCCUGGUGGUGUUCGCCGUGCUCGGCUUCAAGGCCAACAUCAUGAACGUCAAGUGUAUCGCACUGAACACUAAGAAGAUAGUGGGUUUGCUGGGGAACGAGAUCAGCCGUGAUCUGAUCCCCCACCACAUCAACUUAAGUGCUACUUUGAGCACUGAUGACUACCAACAGAUCACUGAGAUCAUCAGAGGGGUGAAGGAGAAGGAUUACCAGGAUCUGGGCCUGGACUCCUGCAGCAUUGAGGAAGAGCUCAACAAGGCAGUGCAGGGUACAGGCCUGGCCUUCAUCGCCUUUACAGAGGCCAUGACCCACUUCCCGGCGUCUCCCUUCUGGUCCGUCAUGUUCUUCCUGAUGCUGGUUAACCUGGGCCUGGGAAGCAUGUUCGGAACCAUCGAGGGCAUCAUCACACCCCUGGUGGACACCUUCAAAGUCCGCAAGGAGUUCCUCACAGUGGGCGUCUGUCUGCUGGCCUUCUUCAUUGGCCUGCUGUUCGUCCAACACUCUGGGAACUACUGGGUGGCCAUGUUUGACGACUACUCCGCCACACUGCCUCUGCUCAUAGUGGUCAUCCUGGAGAACGUGGCUGUUGCUUGGGUCUAUGGGACUGACAAGUUCUUUGAGGAUCUGAAGGACAUGCUGGGCUUCACUCCGUUCCGGUUCUACUACUACAUGUGGAAGUACGUGACCCCCCUGCUGCUCAUCCUGCUGCUGGGCUCCAGUGUGAUCCAGCUGGGAAUGACCCCACCCAGCUACAGCGCCUGGAUCAAGGACCUAGCCAGUGAGAAAUCCCUGAGCUACCCUCCGUGGGGUCUGGCAGUCUGCAUCUCCCUGGUGGUAAUGGCCAUCAUGCCCGUGCCCGUGGUCUUCUUCCUCCGCUAUUUCAACAUCAUCGACGAGAACGCCGGCGUCGUCUCCACCAUCUCAUACAAGAAGGGCUGCAUCAUCCAGGAGAUCGCCAGGCCCGAGGAGGAGGACGACGCCAGCCUCAUCCAUGCCAAGUCGCCCUCGCCUAUGCCCGGCAACAGCAUCUACCGCAAGCAGAACGGAGGGGUUCCCGAUUCCGCCCCCAACGGCCGCUACGGUAUUGGUUACUUGAUGGCCGACAUGCCGGACAUGCCCGAGUCAGACUUAUAGGGUGUUGUUUCUGGUCCUCUGCCCUACUGGCUGGUCAACCAAUUCCUCUUCUGCGUGCGUUAAGUCAUGGGAAUCGUCAUCUGCAUAUUUGUACUCUUACUGUAUAUUCUUUGUAGAUAUCGUAGCUGCUGCCCUUCAUGUUGUCCUUUUAUCCUUUUGCUGUAAAAACGAUUAAAAAGGUGUGUAAAAUGUAAACUGUACAUACUAUCUCUUUUUGCCUUCCCCACCCAGUCCUUCCUUGGUUCAGUCCCAAAUGGACCCCCUCAUCCCCCUGUCCUGAAGCUCUUGUUGACUCCACUUAGUGGACAAGACAGUACAGUAUUGGUGGAAGCAAUAAGGUGGACACUCCACCAAGCCUACUAUAGUUUCUAGGGGGGGUCAACCAGUGGCUUAGGCUAGGGACAAGUGGCUUAGGCUAGGGACAAGUGGCUUAGGCUAGGGACAAGUGGCUUAGGCUAGGGACAAGUGGCUUAGGCUAGGGACAAGUGGCUUAGGCUAGGGACAAGUGAAGAUCAGGUUUGGGGUUCAUUCCAUUUCAAUUCAGUCAAUUCAGGAAGUAAACUUUGAA